AUGGCUUCUUCGUCCUUCUCAUCUUUUCUUCCUCUCCUACUCCUCUUCCUCACCGUAACCGUGGAGUCAAGACCUUCACCUCAACAAGACAACAAACAGGUGUUACAUUCUCUCUUUGGCUCUCAUCUCUCUUCUCUGAUCUUGGCACCUCCCACCUCUGAUGAUGUCACUGAGGGCUCUGCUGGACUUCCUGCUGCUUCCUCCUCCUCCUCUUCCUCCUCUUCCUCACCUCCAUCUGGAGUGGUUCUUGGCGGCGGUGCUGUGAGGGGAUUGGUGGACAAACAGGAAGCGGUUCCUCGGUUCUUCCUCGAUUUCCUGCAGCGACAGGCAAAAAUGAGGAGGCGGAGCCGAAAGUCGAUGGUGGGAGGAAGAGGAUGCUUCGGGAUGAAGAUGGACCGCAUCGGCUCCGUCAGUGGACUCGGCUGUUAGAGUGACACCUGUAACCCCUGACCCUGAAGCGACCCUACGUGACCUCUGACCUUCAGGUUGGAAACUCCAUGUUGGAACUAAUAAAAGAGACAUAGACACAGGUUGUCCGCUGGUGACCCCUGACCCCUGGCUA
Molecule: messenger RNA, 562 nt
Organism: Platichthys flesus (European flounder)
Lineage: Eukaryota; Metazoa; Chordata; Actinopteri; Pleuronectiformes; Pleuronectidae
Gene: nppcl2
Product: natriuretic peptide C-like 2
Exons: 2
Coding region: 1-429 (142 amino acids)
Biological process (GO): receptor guanylyl cyclase signaling pathway; cGMP biosynthetic process
Cellular component (GO): extracellular region
Molecular function (GO): hormone receptor binding; hormone activity
Source: RefSeq, a predicted model, not a curated record